Molecule: messenger RNA, 1568 nt
Organism: Syzygium oleosum
Lineage: Eukaryota; Viridiplantae; Streptophyta; Magnoliopsida; Myrtales; Myrtaceae
Exons: 4
Coding region: 112-1410 (432 amino acids)
Molecular function (GO): FAD binding
Source: RefSeq, a predicted model, not a curated record
AUGGCUUUCCAUCAUCCAGCGCCAAACCGCCCACAUGUUCCGACCGAACAUCAGGAACAAAAACACGAAAGCCAGAAGCCUUCAUGAGACAUUCAUGUUCGCAGAUUCCCAAUGGAGGGCCAGGACGAAGAAGCCAAGAAACCCACGAAGCCCAAGGCCAAGGCGGUGAUAGUGGGAGGGAGCAUCGCGGGAUUGUCCUGCGCGCACGCGCUCAUUUCGGCCGGAUGGGACGUCACCGUCGUCGAGAGAUCGAGCGCGCCGCCGGCCGGGAGCCCCACCGGCGCGGGGCUCGGGCUCGAACCGUCGGCACGGGAGCAGAUCGACGCCUGGCUUGGGAGGGGCCGGCAACUCCACGAUGCCACUUUGCCUCUCUCUGUUGAUCAGAACAAUGCGACGGACAGUGCGAAGAAGGUGAGCCGGAUGCUCACAAGAGAUGAGGAAUUCAAUUUCAGAGCAGCGCACUGGACUGACCUCCAUUGCCUUCUUCGUGAGGAAUUACCACCGAAUGUUGUGUUAUAUGGUCAUGUCUUCCUGUCAUUCAGCCUAUCUGAUGACAAGACUGAAGUCAAAAUCAAAACUAAAGUACUCAAGACCAAUGACACCGUCGAGAUAAAGGGUAACUUGCUCAUCGCAGCAGAUGGCUGUCUGUCUUCCAUUCGCCAGAGUUUCCUUCCCGACCUUAAACUGAGGUAUUCAGGUUAUUGUGCAUGGAGGGGAAUUCUUGAUUUUUCAGGAAGAGACAAUUCAGAAGCCAUUUUAGGGAUCAAGAGAGCUUACCCUGAUCUUGGGAAGUGUCUGUACUUUGACCUGGGCUCUGGGACUCAUAGCGUGUUUUAUGAACUACUGAACAAAAGGCUUAAUUGGAUUUGGUACAUCAAUCAGCCUGAGCCUGAACUGAAGGGAAACUCUGUCACCAUGAAAGUCAGCGGCGAGAUGAUCCAGAAGAUGCACAGAGAAGCAGAGAAAGUUUGGCUUCCUGAGUUGGCUAGAAUAAUGAAAGAAACAAAAGAACCUUUCAUAAACGUCAUAUACGACUGCGAUCCUUUAGAGCAGAUCUUCUGGGACAAUGUGGUAUUGGUCGGAGAUGCCGCUCACCCGACGACUCCUCACGGUUUGAGAAGCACUAACAUGUCUAUAUUGGAUGCUGCGGUUCUUGGUUUGUGCCUCAAGUUAUGGGGAGUUGAGAAUCUGCAUUCAGCUCUUUGCGAAUAUCAGUCUCUACGGCUUCCAGUUACUUCGAAGCAAGUCCUACAUUCACGGCAACUGGGCCGCAUCAAACAAGGUUUGUCUGUUGCUGGCUGGGAACAGUUUGAUCCUAUGACGUCAAGUCAUGAAGAGUGGCAAGAGCUUCAGCAGAAGAAAAUGCCCUUCUUUAAUGAAGUUCCCCUACCAGAGAGCUCUUCAAUUUGAUGGCUUAAUUGAAGAUCAAGGAACAUGUUGCUCCUGGAUUCCAGUCCAAAUGAAUAUUAUGUGGUGCUAAUUGUAAAUUGCGGGGCUGUAUACACAUCACUUAUUGGUUUAGAAACUCAAUUAGCUUGUUAAGAAUAAGAUAGCUACAUUUCGCAUAA